This is a messenger RNA of Alternaria atra, 2040 nucleotides long. RefSeq lists its product as uncharacterized. Gene Ontology annotation, molecular function: alpha,alpha-trehalase activity. The transcript has 2 exons. Bases 1 to 2040 code for a protein of 679 amino acids. Lineage: Eukaryota; Fungi; Ascomycota; Dothideomycetes; Pleosporales; Pleosporaceae. Gene Ontology annotation, biological process: trehalose catabolic process. The record is from RefSeq and is a predicted model, not a curated record.
AUGGCCUCAAUGCGCUCGUUGAUCGCUACUCUCGUUGUAAGCGCGCCUUUAGCAAGUGCGCUGUACAUCAAUGGUAGCGUAAUUGCACCUUGCGACUCGCCCAUCUACUGUUAUGGCGACUUGCUUCGCGAAAUUGAACUCGCAAGGCCAUUUGAGGAUUCAAAGACGUUCGUUGAUCUACCAACAACGCGCCCGCUGGACGAAGUGCUUGCCGCAUUUGCCAACCUCUCGAGACCAAUUGAGAACAAUACAGCGCUGAACGAUUUCCUGUCCGAAUACUUUGGCGAAGCCGGCUCAGAACUAGAAGAAGUACCCAAUGAUGAGCUAGAAACCCAGCCAGACUUUCUCGACAACGUCAACAGUUCUGUUGUUCGAGAUUUCACACGCCAGGUUAUCGACAUAUGGCCUGACUUGACACGUCGAUAUGUUGGGGCUGGAAACUGCUCUGACUGCGUCAACUCUUUCCUUCCGGUCAAUCGUACCUUUGUGGUAGCUGGUGGUCGAUUCAGGGAGCCAUAUUACUGGGACUCAUUCUGGAUCAUUGAAGGUCUUCUUCGUACUCAGGGAUCGUUUACUCAGAUUGCCGAGAACAUCAUCGAAAACUUCCUAGAUCUUGUCGAAGAUAUUGGCUUCGUGCCAAAUGGUGCCCGUCGCUACUACGAAAAUCGAUCGCAGCCACCACUACUUACGCAGAUGGUUCGUAUUUACGUUGAGUAUACCCAGAACUAUACUCUGCUCGAGCGGGCGAUACCUAUCCUGGAGAAGGAGUAUGAUUUCUGGGUGAAUAAUCGUACCGUGACACUCGAGCGCGCUGGUAUGAACUACUCCCUGAACCACUAUGCCGUGUCGAACACGCAGCCACGACCUGAGUCCUACUAUGAGGAUUAUGUGACUGCCAACAACGCGACUUACUUCAACGAAGAAGGCGAGGAGUUCAACGCUACGCAGCCACUCAAUGAGACCGAAAUAGCGACAUUGUAUUCCAAUCUUGCAUCGGGUGCAGAGAGUGGAUGGGACUAUUCAGCGCGCUGGAUUGCUAACCCAUCCGACGCUGUCACCAAAACAUUCUUCCCUCUCCGCUCGCUCAACACUAUUGAGAUCAUCCCGGUAGAGCUCAACUCGAUUCUUUACUACAACGAGAUCACGAUCGCUGAGUUCCACCGCCACCAAGGCAACUACACCGCUGCACGCGAGUGGGCUGGCCGAGCUGCAAACCGUAGCGAGGCAAUGACUACCUUCCUUUGGUCACCUGAGCACUACAGCUACUUUGACUACAACUUAACCUCCAGCAGCCAGAACAUUUACACCCUGGCCGACAACACAAGUACGCCACUUGCGCUUCAAGGAGCACCGCCUGGACAACAAAUAUGGUUCCAAAUCUCUCAAUUUUAUCCCUUCUGGACAGGUGCCGCUCCUGAUAGCAUCAAGAAUGACCCCAAAGCAAUGAGGCGUGUAUACGCACGAGUUGAAGAGCUUCUUGAAACCCGAGACGGUGCGAUUGCUGCAACGAACCUUCAGACCGGCCAGCAGUGGGACGAGCCAAACGUCUGGCCUCCACUUCAAUACAUUCUUAUGCAAGGUCUGCUUAACACGCCCCUCGAGGUCAGUGAGGACGACGACGAGCAGUCAACUGAGGACUACAUUUGGACGCAAGACCUCUCCCUCCGCCUUGCACAGCGCUACCUUGACUCGUUGUAUUGUACAUGGCGUGUCACCGGUGGCGCGACCGACGAGGUGCCGCAACUUCCUAACUCUCAGGGCAAUGGAACGAUCUUCGAAAAGUACGCUGAUGAGAGUACCAAUGCUGCUGGAGGGGGCGGAGAGUACGAAGUCGUGGAAGGUUUUGGUUGGUCGAAUGGUGUUCUCAUUUGGGCUGCUGAUCAGUUCGGACAAAGGUUGACAACACCUGAGUGUGGAAACAUUACUGCAGCUGACAUUGGGGGCGGAGAUGCGAAGAGGAAGAGAAGUGCAGUGGAACUAAGCAAACGGGAUGCCAGGUGGAUCAAGAAAACGAAAGGGACAAGAAAGCUGAGGUAUUAA